AUGUAUGCAGUUAUUGAGGUAGUGAAGGACAACUUGGAGGGUGCUCAGGCUGUUCAGAAGAGACUGUAUGACUGCAGAGUUGACGAGAAACAGUUCAGCCCUGGGGAUCCGGUACUUGCUCUUUUGCCAGUCCUGGUCGAAUCAUUCCAGGCUAAGUUUGCUGGCCCCUUCAUUGUUAAGAGACAGGCAUCAGAGCAGAGCUACUGGGUUUCCACUCCAACUCUUCAAUAGUCAUCUCAGUCGUUUCAUGUUAGAAUGUUAAAACAUUACCUUGUGCGUGAGAUUCUUCAGUCUGGUGACUCUGUUUCCAGAGAUGUGGUUGGAUCUGUGACUUCUGAUCUUGAUAUCCCAGGGGGAAGGUCAGACAAUAAGACAUAUUAAAGGCAAGGAUAAUAUUGUUGCUGAUGCCCUUUCACAUGCUCCUCCAGGGCAGUUUAAGGUGGUGUUUUUCAUUGUGGCCUGGUUUCCUACCUGAGUUUUUUUUUUUUUUUUUUUUGUAUUCCUGGUUUGCUAAUUUGUUUUGGUGAGUACUUGUAUUUUUGAGAUUUUGGUGUAUAGUAGGUCCUUUUGGGACCCCAUCUUAAGGGGGAGGGUGUGAAGCCCCUAUAGGGUCAUGCUGCUGUGGGAGGUGUGUCUGGUUGGCUUCACUCUGCACACUAAUCAGAGCAACUAUGCACCAAGUACCUUACUGCCUGUGCAGGUACUUGGGUUGGUUUGUUUGGUUUGGUUUGGCUUGGGCUUUGCCUGGUUUGGUUUAACUUGGUUUGGCUUCGUUUGGGUUGGCUUUGUUUAGUUGUAGUUUAUGUUUGCUCUGUACAAAACCUUCACACACAUAUAUCCACCUUCCACUCAUGCACACCCUACACACUACUGAUUUCACUGAGUUACACAUCAUGUCUUAAGUAUUUUAAUUUGGUUUAAUUGGAUUUAGUAAAGAUUUGUUUUGAUUCUUAUAAAUAGUGUGUGUCUCCCCUUUCUUUGUUGUGACCACCUGAGCCAGGUCAUGACACUGAUGACAGAAAAACACUUAUGGUUCAUGAUUUGUUCUUGUUAAUUUAGUUUUUCCUGGUUUUGUAAUUUGUAUUUUCCUGGUGUUUCUGUCCCCUGUGAGUUUUCAGUUUGUCUUUAACCCAGUUUCCCUUGUGUUCUCAGUGUUUUGUUCUUAAGAUCAGUGUUCAGUGUUUCUGUUUUAUUUUGCACACCCUUGCAGAUGCACCAUUCACCAUCUUUUUCGGUCAAUCAGGUUUAGUAUGUCAAUUUAAAGCCAUGUGUGAUAAAGAGAGGAUUUUACAGAUGAGUUCAAGUUUUACCAGGAUGAAAUCUUAGUAUUACAGAGUCUGUUACGUCUUUGUAAUUGUCUUUGUUUCCAUCUGCUACCAGAGGAAGACCAAUCAUGAAGCCACAAGACUUAACAAGACAGAAAGUCAGCAGGACUCUUCUGAGGAGCUGUACACUCAAUUUCUGUCUGGCUGUGGCUGUUUUUAUUCUUCGAAACAUGGAGCAUCUGAAGGUGAGGACUUGGUCUUACUGAAAAAGUUGCAAAAAAAAGCUGAGUCAAUAUUCAGCUGUCACUCUGACACGUGUGUUUACAUGCACAACUAAAUUGAGAUACAGCCUGGCAAUUCAACUGGACUAUCCUUUUUAUCCCCACUUUACAUGCACCUGGCAAGAAACUCUGCAUCAUUUAUUUGUACGAUAGGAAAGUUUGUUUAUUUCCUUCAUAUUCCACCCUUAUCCUGUUUAACGUCUGGCCCUCAGCUUAGCGUGCAAACACUGAUGCAUGCACAGAAACCUUGAGCCAGUUUCAUUGACCUCCAACCACAUUAUCCAAGUUUGUUAGUCCAACUAUGGGAAGUUUGAUUUAGACAGGCUAAUAUGUUCACGUGCAAUUUAAAAUGGGAGUUUCAGUUUGACUAAAGGAAUAAAUCUGUUUCUUUGAGCAACAUGUACACCUACUGACUGUUUUAAAUGCUGCAGUUUGGCAGUGAGAAGUAAGAGGGAGAGCAGGAGGAGUUAUUUUUUCCCUUUAAAUACUUUAAUUUGUACAUAUUUAACAUAUUUUGUACUCCUGGCUGAUACUUAAGAAGAGUAUCUAAGUUUUCAGGUCCAGUCAAAUCAUUUUAAUUUCAAUAAGACUGACUUUUUAUCAGCUUCUUUCCUGUUCAUGAGUAUCAAAUAGUGAGCAAGGUCAGAAUUUUUACCCUUUAAAUUCAUGUAUUUUAUCAGAAAAUAUAAUUCCUCAUGUACUAAAGCAAAGUUUCUGUUUCGUUUUUGUCAGCUGUUUAUCACAAAUUGAAUUCCAUAGCAUCUAAAAAGGAUAAAGUUCCACUGGUGGCCUCAACACUGCCCCAUGGUGGUAACUAGAAAAAUAACAAGAGCAAAUUUAAAAUAAUUGUGCCAUCUAGUGGAGUAUAGUAAAUAUUCAAAGUCUGCAGCUUUUUCUUUAGAUUAGAAGCCUAAAACAGUAAAUGGCAUAAUUUUAUAUUACAAAGGAAGCAGGAAAAAUCUCCUGUUUGGCCCUGCUGUAUCAUUCAGUUUAUUGUGAAUCUGUUUGAUGCAUCAUUGUCUCCAUCUUUCUCUCUCACUCUCUGAAAAGCUACAAGAAAUCUAUUCCAUCACUCAAGAGUCCACUGAUCCUCUCUUGACUCAUGACUUCUGCACCUUCAAGCCACGGUCUCCUGCAGAUGCUCUGGAGGAACAUCUCUUAUUGGACUCCAUUGCUUGCCAGAUCCACUGUCACUAGAGCAGACCAGUGAUCCAGGCCACAGCACCUUUACCAUCCUGCCAGGAGAAGGAGAGUGGCAUGUGGGAGAUCAGCUGAAAGUUUUGAUCAAAAUCAAAGACUUGCAAGGUCAUGCCAAGACGUUUGGAGGAGAUGUCUUGGUUGCAUGGCUGCACAGCAGGACACUCAGUGCAGGUGUGGCUGGGAAGGUGGAGGAUCACCUUAAUGGCUCCUACUCAGCUGUUUAUCCUUUACUCUGGGAGGGUAGUGCACAGGUUGAGGUAAAACUAAUCAUGGUCUUCUUACCAGAGGUGAUGCUGAAGGCUCAUUUACAAAGUGAGCCUUGGUUCUGUCACAAGCCACAGACUCUGAAAUGUGAUGCCAGGGUUCUCCAUGUAGACGCACAUUUUCACCAAAAACUCAAGGACGACCCUCUUUCAAAGGUGAGAGAUUACAAAAACAAAUUCUUAUCUAAUUUGACUUUUACCUAAAAAAAAAAUAUAAAGAGCUAACAAUGGAUCUUCUGUUGGAAAAUUCAAAGUUUGGAGCUGCAGCCAUAAAUGUUGAGAUUCUUAUAGUAUAAGACGCUAGUCUAAGACUUCUCAUGUGAGUUUUUCCUUCAGGGGUGUCAACAUGAAGGUAUGCAUAAAGGCCUCAGAACCAAGCAAUGUCACUGUGUUGGCACCAAAGAAAGGUAAAGCCAGUUUUUUCUAAUUCUGUCCUUCUCCAUGAAAAAACAUCAAACCUGAAUGAGCUCAAGACCUUAUAUAUAAAUGUUGCUGGAGGAAGAUGACAGAGGACUGAUCUAAGGAUGGAAAUUGAUAAGAUUUUAUCUAUAUCAAGCCAUUAUCAAUUCUGCUUUUCGAAUCUAUUCUUUAACAAUUCCCUUCUCAAUACAUUUCUUCAAUUAAACCAAAAAAGUUGACUAUAGAUUUUCACUAUUAACUCAAAAUUUUAUUGAGUCUCUGACAACAGAAAAAGAUGUAUGCCACCUGCAGCGAGGGUCUACAAAUAAUCAAACAACAAUACUAUUAGUGCAACAAUGACUUCAGUCAGUAUUUAAAUCAAAUUAAGCUGACCAUAUUCUGGAUCUCCAAAAAGAGGACACUUCUACGCGGGCCGGAGUCGUGCGCAAAAUUUUUAAGGGUUUUUCUGGUCGCGUCGAGUGUUUUUUUUUACGUGUUUGCAACUUAGUUAGUCCACGCUACACAAACUUCAAAACCUCUGACAUUUUAAGGAUUUUAUUAACUCUACCGGACAGUCCCCCAAAAAAGAGGACAUGUCCGGGUAAAAGAGGACGUUGUUAAGUCUGGAAGGCAUUGUGCUUAUUAUGCUAACACAGGACAUACGUACCUUUAAUGCCGUGCUGAGACAGAGCAGCAGUGGCUGAUGACCGGUGGAGAGCGACAAAUACACGUCCUUAUAUUUGCUGCCAUGCCCUGUUGACAAAUGUUUAAUUAUGUCGCAGGUGUUUCCACCUUUGAAUGUUAUCUCUGCUCAAACGUUGCACAUCUCGCUGUUGUCGUCCUUCUUAGUACAUGAAGCCAUGCUUCUCAUCGUUACCGCUUAAAUUUCACACCGUCCGCCAUGUUAUUUUCCUCGAAGUCCAUGUUCUCGUUCGCGUAGAUUGGUUCUCGCGAGACAAUUAUUCAAGGUACCCGGAAGAAAGGAGAGGAAAGGAAAUACAAUGGAGACCGAUGUCCGCGCAUGGCGGCCAUUUUGCUACGGGAAGCUCUUCCACUCAUAACAUUACAGUCUAUGGUGCACGUAGCAUCUAAAUAACCAUAGAUUGCCUAAUUUUAAAUCAAUUUUCGAACGGUUAUGCUUGUUAUAAACCUCAGAUUUUAAGGUAUGUUCCUGCAUACUCACAAAUAAUUUUAACCAUGGAUUUUCACAAAUAAACAUUAAGCAGAUAGGUAGAGGCCUACACACACAAGGCAGUUAUAUUACAUCAUUCAUAUAUAAAACAUUUAAUCAUUCCAUGUAUGUUAUAUAAGCAAUAUUUCUAUUAUAGGGAUAACUAACAUCUAUAGCAAUAACAUAGGUAUUUAUUUUCAAUAUAAAUAUCUGCCUCAUGUUGCCAUUUUAGACAUUUUGAACAAACCGAACAGCUUGGAAAUUAUGUGCAACUUAAGGUCUUUUUUUUUCUCAAAGAAAAGCUGCCAUUUCAACAUGACCAAGCAUCCCGACUCAUAGCCACAUUAUUAAGGUCUGUGAUAAACAAAAACAUUUGUAAAUCUGUCAAGAUUUCAGCGAGUUGAGAGUAUUUUUGAUCAUGCCGACUACUCACCUCCCGUCAGCUGCCAUAGCGCGUACCUGAAUGGUAUACAGGAGUAAGAUGGAUGCCGGUAACUCUGCCUCUUGUUGCCUAUGUGAUAAAUUAAACCAUUUGGAACCGGUUCUCAACAAGAACCGUUUCUCAAAUCCCAUCCCUAGACUCACCUGUUCUGUUGCUCCUAAUCGUUUCUUACAAUUGACCCCUCUCUAAAUUCUUCUCAGGUCAGGCCACGGUCAUUGGAGGCACUGGGAAGUCUGAACACUCUGGUUAUUAUUACCAGGGUGUGUGGCGAGCUCUAGGUGGCAGCAGAGUUCAACAAUUCAACACCUCCUCUGCCAUCAGUCAGUGUCUGAAAGGAAAGAUGGUCCACCUGUAUGGAGACUCCACCAUCAGGCAGUGGUUUGAGUUCCUUGACGUGUCACUACCAGGUAGCUCAUCCAGAGAGGUUUUGGGCUGCAGGUUGAUUUUAUUUACACCCUAAAUCUUGAACCUUGACCUGUUCCUUUGUGUUAAACAUGUAGAUGCACAGCACUUUGAUCUGAAGGGCUCAAAACAAGCAGGACCUCACAUGAUACUGGAUCAUGAAAAUCACUUCAUGAUAACAUAUCGCUGCCACGGUCCUCCUCUUCGUUUUACAAGCAUCCCAAUCAGUCAGCUGCGUUACAUUGCCAAUGAACUGGAUGGAUUAAAGGGUGGCUCUGACACUGUGGUAGUGAUCGGCAUCUGGGCCCACUUCAGCACUUUCCCAAUUGAGGUCUACCUCAGACGCCUCCAGAGCAUCCGCAGAGCCGUGGUCCAUCUGUUGAAUCGGGCUCCAGGCACCCUGGUGAUCAUCAGGACUUCAAACCUCAAAGCUUUGACGCUGUAUGAGACGCUGACCAACAGUGACUGGUUCACCAUUCAGCGUGACAAGGUGCUCAGAGCCAUUUUCAAAGGAGUCAACGUUAAAUUGGUUGACGCCUGGGAGAUGGUUCUGGCCCACCACCUUCCACACAGCCUCCACCCACAACCCCCCAUCAUCAAAAACAUGAUCGAUGUCCUCUUGUCUUACGCUUGUCCCAAAAAGUGA
Xyrichtys novacula (pearly razorfish) is the source of this 6069-nucleotide messenger RNA. The record is from the annotation of a GenBank genome assembly. Lineage: Eukaryota; Metazoa; Chordata; Actinopteri; Labriformes; Labridae.